Messenger RNA from Toxoplasma gondii ME49, 4331 nucleotides. RefSeq lists its product as hypothetical. The record is from RefSeq and is a predicted model, not a curated record. The coding region runs from base 1517 to 3841 and encodes 774 amino acids. The transcript is spliced from 15 exons. Gene Ontology annotation, biological process: protein K69-linked ufmylation; response to endoplasmic reticulum stress; regulation of proteasomal ubiquitin-dependent protein catabolic process. Lineage: Eukaryota; Apicomplexa; Conoidasida; Eucoccidiorida; Sarcocystidae. Gene Ontology annotation, molecular function: UFM1 ligase activity. Gene Ontology annotation, cellular component: endoplasmic reticulum membrane.
GCUCUCUGAAAACUCUGGAUUUCCAAGCGGCGAACUUCCCCAAGACUCUCAGUUCCUUCAUCCGUGACUGAGCUCGGUCACUCAGUCCGAAAAGCUCUGGACGAGAAAGGCGCAGGUCGGGCGGCCUGGACAAACGAGCACUGUGAUGUCUUGCCGGCGAACGCGCAGACCGACAGGAAACCAACAGCCGAGGCGGCACAGACGGGAAGGCGACAGGAAACACCGGCCUCUCUGCAGGUCGUCGCGAGAGAAGCAGACAGCCACGGAGAAGUUGCGUAGAGCAGAAACAGAUGAUGCAGGGAGAGUUCCGGAAACGCUCUUUUAUCUGGAGGAGAGGGACAAGAAGCCACUCUUUGAAGCGUCGGUGAGGAACGCGGGGCUCGGCUGCUGUGUGCGCUGCGAGACGAGAAAGCGAGCUGAGGAGGGAGGAGUUGCAGUGAGUAUUUACUUUAGUUCAGAACGAUGCAUCCGGCUUCCGUUUCCAUGGAAGAGGCUGUUGUUUCUCCCAGUCCACCUCUGUGCUGUUUGAGUGGAACGAACGAGACAGGGGCGACGACUCUGGCUGACUCGCGCGAAGCAGAUAAAAGAAACUUCGUUCUUCUUUGCGUCAGCCAGCGAAGAAGCGCAGCUUCGUUUUCGAACGCGAGAAAAACGAGUGUACAUACACCCGAGCAUCAGUUCCUCUCGACGCGCUCUUUCUCUUUUUCUGUUCGCUUAGAAACAGGAAGGUGCACCGUCGUUUCUUUGCGGCCUGGGUUUUCCUGCACACGAAAAACUCUCUCGCCGCUACCGUCUUUUGCCUUGUUCUUCGUUUCGCUCUUCUCGUUCUCCUCUCUCUUUUCUCUCUUCUUGCGGUUUCCCCCAAGAACACUCUGGUGUUCACUUCUUUCGCCUGUCCUGUGAAAGAAGAACUUUUCCUUCGUCUCCCCAGUGUCGUCUUCGCCGUCCCCGCGAGCCCCCUCUUCCGCCAGUCCGGGAGAGGCAGCGCGAUUCGUCUCCUUCUUUCUUUGUCUUGUUUCUCCGUGAUUUUUACUCGCGAGGAAGAAGUUCGAAAGACUCCACGACCAGUCCCCUGCCAGCUCCGAGGCGGUCUCUUGUCUUCCCCAGUUCUCGCGUGUUGGUUUCUUCUCUUUUCCUCUGAGCUUCCGACGGGUCCCCGCUGUUUACUCUUCUUUUCUGUAUCUGUCUCCCCUUCAUGCAUUUCUUUGUCUCUUCUCCAUCCUUCUGUCGCUUCUCGUCUUUCUUCUCUGCUCCUCUGCUUCUUCUCUCUUCUCUCUGUUCUUUUGUCACUUUCUUCUGUCCAUCGGAUUUUCUCGCGUAUCCCUCUCUCGUCUGCUUCCUCUCUUCUCUUUGCUCUCACUUCUCUUCUCCGCUUUUCAAGCAAUAAUCUUCACUUUUCGCGCGACUCCGCAUCGAUUCAUUCGUGUCUCGUUCUCCGCGCCGCUGCGUCUCCUGCGCUAAAUCCGUUUUCGUUGUCUUUCCAGCCAUCUCUUCCUUUUCUCUCUUCUUCUCCAAGAUGGUGUCGCUCGAGGAACUGCAGAGGCAGUUCAUGGCUGUCCAGGAGGCGGCGCCGACGCAGAUGCUUUCGGAGCGCGCAUGCGUCGACAUUGUCGUCAAAUUGAUGGAGAAGAAAAAAAUCCAACUUGUCACGACGACAAACGGCAAGGAAUUCGUCACCUUGGAGACCCUUGCGCAGGAAAUUCGAACCCACCUCGCCAAUCAUAAAGGGCGCGUAAACGUGAUCGAAAUGGCAACAGCGCUCGGUGUGAGUCCCGACAUCGUGGAGGCGAAGACGGAGGAGAUGACGCGGAGGAGCAGGCAUUUGAUGCUUCUUGACGGUGACCUCAUUUCCACGCUGUACCUUAACAUGAUCGCUGGAGAAAUUGAAAAUCUCCUCGAAGAGAAGGGCCAACUGACGAUCGCGGAGUUAUCUCAAAAGUAUUCUCUGCCGGCUGAGUUUUUACGUCAGGAGAUCCACGCGCGUCUCGGCACAGUCAUUCACGGCGAACUGAAAAACCAGUAUCUGACGACGGCUCACUUCUCGCGGCGAGUUGAAAGCAUCGUCCGAGGCGUCUUGACAGCUGCAUGCAGACCUGUGGCUGUCUCGGCUAUCGCCACAGAGUUCAAUCUCCCGAACGACAGCGUGACCAAUGCAGCAGUGCAGCUGAUUCGCCUUGCGCAACUCCAGGGACGCCUGCAGAGUGGCAUCUUCACUCCGGCGCGGUUUUCGACAGGUCAAAGCGACAAGGUCACCUCCUUCUACAAAGCAAACGCGUUUGUGCCGUUUUCUCUCGCCAAGGACUGUGGUUUCUCGGACGCCCACGGCUUUCUCCAGAAGGAGUUUCCGGAAGGCAUCCCGCUGGCCACGGUGUACGUACACCCCCAGCUUGUCGCCCCCCUUCAUGCGAACCUUCAAGAAGCGGUAGCGGCGUCUUCUUGGGCGGACGUGAGUUCUCUGUUUCCUGCCGCCCUCACGCCGGAAGACGCUCACCUGUUGCUUCUCCUGGCGGCGGAAGAGUCUGCAUCUGGGCGCAAAGGCGCCUCUCCCUCUACCUGCAAGAAGCCUUUGCCUCUAGUGACUUUCGACGACGGCGUCGCUCUCUCUCACGGCUUCCUGGACAUCUUUUGCCAAGCUGUGGCGCCUUUCCUCGCGAAAAAAGCAGCCGCUGAAGCCGAGAAGUCCACCGCCGGGGCCGCCGCCAAACACACCGAGGAGAACAGUCACAACGCAGGACCCGCCAGCGAUGAUUCAGACGAGGAGGCAGAAGGUCGCAACCGACGACGGGGGAAAGGCGCACGGAGAGGGAGAGGGGAUGACAAGAAGAAGAAGAAGUCUGCUGCGGCGACAAGUGCACCAGCGUCAGGGACGGUCACCCUAGGAGACAUUGAAGAAGUGUGUUCGUCAGAUGCCUCCGACGAGAAUUCUCUUGCGGAUCUCUGGACUUCACUUCCUCCUCACGUGCAGCAGAGACUGUGGGAGACGGUUCAAGCGCGCCUGGACGCUCAUUAUCAGAGGUGUGUCGCCGACUCGCGCCGGUCUCUUCGGGAGCAGCAGAGAGCGAAGACAGAGCGAAGGGCGGCGAACUUCCAAGAGGAAUUUGAGUCGAUUGUUCUUGCGGUCAAAGGCCUCGAGGCUCUCGGCAUUUUGGACGACGCAAAACACCCUCUCGUCGUGCAUCUUUUCAAGACAUCUGUCGGGACUCUCCUCGAUUCUCUCGUGGAAGCUGCUGUCGCCGAAGCUACCUCGGAGCCUCCGCAGGUGAACACUCAGAACCGUCGUCAGUGUCUUGAGAAGGCCGCGCAAGCAGGUGGGGACGUGGAGAAUCUUCUCCGUGCAUGCGACGUCGUCCAAAAGCGAGCGGGUGCAGAUUUAAUCGACUCUCUGCAAGGUGCUGCUGAAGACAGCCACAUUCUGCUGCGGGUGCCCGACAAACGGCGCGUGAAGCAACUCGUCUCCUCGCGAAGAGCCGCUGCCCAGGAGGCUCUCGCUUCUUCAACUUCCUGCGACCCUGCCGCUGUGCUCCACGCAGCGCUCGGCCUUCUCCUUGUUCAGAGAACUUCCCCUCACGGUUCGAUCCCGUUUCCGAAGGACUUCUGGGCGGCGACGACUGUCUGGGCGCUGCUCGGCAACGGCGCAGCGGGGUCCGGGGAAUUCGCCGGCAAAAGCAGCCUCGCCCUGGCCGACGUCCAGCCGCUGUGGCUCGCUGUCAGUGCCGGAGAAGCAGGAAAAGCUAGAGGCGAAGCUGCUGCCGACGCUCCUGGAUCCGAGACGCACAGAGUUAUGGAGUUGGAGGCGUCGAAGUUGCUGAAUGUGUUCGCGGAGAGAAAUCAAAAAAAAUAAGGACUCAAAGUUGCAGUGAAAUCAUCGAAACCGACUGGCGUUGGGAGAGAGGGGAAAUGUGUCGCACUCAAGGACUGAAAGGGUGCCUUUCUCUGUUUCGAUCGAUGGCCGAUUCACGCAUAUAUAUACGGGCACGGUUUUCUUGAUGUGGUGGAUUUCUUCCUACUGGUGUACGCAGCAGUCGCCUUCUUCUGGCAGGGGUCUUUCUUCCCAGUCUUUUCGUCUCCUCUUGUUCAGGUCUCUCCCGCUUUGAAAGUUUUCCUUUUUCUCAGGCCGUUCCAUUAAUACAUGUGGUGUGUCAGAUUUAUAAUAACUACAAAGUCGCUGUGGUUACUCUCCUGAAGAUUGCUUUCCUUACAUCGCAUGCAGACGGACGGCUCUAGAGUCCGUUCACUUGCAGGCAACUCGCCGAACUCGAUACUUGCCACCAGGCGAUCGAUUCCCUCUAGUAGAAAUGCCCCUCCCCUUGAUCCUCCAAUCUGAUCAGCGG